AUGUACUCAUCCAUCAGCGUUGAGCUGGCUCACAACAACCGAUCCAACAGCGCAAAUUCUUACCUGCCCUUGGCUGGUUCAAACCACUACGUGCUCAUAGAGUCCAAGAUUACCAAAAUCAACCUGAAGGCCCCCUUGCUACAUUUGAGUAGGCAAAACCUCCCGGAUCUCAUCAGUAUCCAGAGUUCGUACGAGCUGAAGAGCAACUACACCGGUUACGUCUGUUGUGAGGGCAUGACUUCCAUGUACGAGUACCCCGGCGGAAAAUGCACCUUCAUCAACCGGAAUCAAGCUCUUAGUGACGAGGAUGAGGGGGAGCUUCUUGGACUUGCUGAGACGGCGAUUGGCGGCACUGACAACCCAGUUGGGAAGGAGAAACUGCACGAUGGCUUUAGUGGUGUCAAGGGGUAUCCGACGUCAGUAAAUGCAGGGCACGGUAAGGACUACUUCACGCUCAUUGCAGCCACCAUGCACCCUCUAAGCCGUGGAAAUUUCCACGCCAAUCCUGAAAAUCCUCGGGGGCCUCCUCUCAUUAAUCCAAAGUACCUUUCAAACGAGUAUGACUCGCAAGCAGCCAUCCAAGCCAUCAAGAAAUAUCGCCAGGUUGCUUUAAGGGAAUCUCUGAGAUCCACUUGGGUGUCCGAAUAUGAGCCUGGCUUGAACACGACAACGGACGCACAGAGGCGGGCCUUUGCUCUGAAGACUACCUUGUCCAUCCAUCACCCAGUUGGCUCUUGCGUUAUGCUACCGAAGGCAGACGGCAGGGUUAUAGAUCCAUUGUUCAGAGUCUACAAAAUCGAAAAUCUCAGAGUCGUGGACGCUAGUAUCAUGCCCGUCCUCAUUUUGGCACACAUUCAGACCACGGUGUAUUGCUGGGAAAGCCGCUGA
This is a messenger RNA of Colletotrichum orchidophilum, 888 nucleotides long. Its product is annotated as choline dehydrogenase. Lineage: Eukaryota; Fungi; Ascomycota; Sordariomycetes; Glomerellales; Glomerellaceae. Bases 1 to 888 code for a protein of 295 amino acids. The transcript has 3 exons. The record is from RefSeq and is a predicted model, not a curated record. Gene Ontology annotation, molecular function: oxidoreductase activity, acting on CH-OH group of donors; flavin adenine dinucleotide binding. Gene Ontology annotation, biological process: secondary metabolite biosynthetic process.